UCAUUGACGUCAUUGUGAUUAUUGUGGAGUUGAACUUUGUUGCACGAAUUUCGUGAAUUUAUUUUGUCCAAACGACAAAAAAAUACAGCCAAACGGUGUUUCCGAACUUAUUAUGCCUAAUGAUUUAUUAAAACAGCUGGGCGGAAGGAAAGCAAUCAUGGCACCAUUGUCCCCGACCCCCUGUGCGGAGAUCAGCGAUGAUGAGCUGGUCUCCAUCUCCGUGCGGGACCUGAACAGGCAGCUCAAGAUGAGAGGGCUGACCAGGGAUCAGAUAGUCAGAAUGAAACAGCGGCGGCGGACGCUGAAAAACAGGGGCUACGCGGCGUCAUGUCGCAUCAAACGAAUCGAGCAGAAGGAUGAACUAGAAACUGAGAAAAGCCAGGAAUGGCACGACAUGGAGCUAAUGCAGGAAGACAAUAACCGCAUCCGGGAUGAGAUAGAGGCUCUCCGGAGCAAAUAUGAUGCCCUCAAACGGUUCGCUGUCAUGAAGAACAUACCUUUGCCGCCUGAGCUAGAAUUACUGCCUUAAGUAAAAUAUAGAAAUAUAUUAUGGUAGAAGUACUAGUGCUCGACGUUGCACUAGUAUUCGACAUGGGCACUUUAUGUCAAAGUAAUGUGGGUCCCCGGGUAUGUCCUUAAACUACGUCCAGGACCCGGAUAUGUCCUUAAACCACGUCCAAGACCACCGGUGGAGGGGCAGCAGCGUCCCUCAAAUUCGGUGUACUCGACUGCGAUCGCCAACCCGCCUGCCAAGCGUGGCGAUUAUAGCAUUCACCCCCCAAAAAAGGGGGAGGCCUAUGUUCAGCAGUGGACGUCUUAUGGCUGAGAUGAUGAUGAUGAAUGUGGGUCGGGCGAACACAGCUCAAAAUACUUUAAUAAAACAAGUGCCCAUGUCGAAUACUAUUGCAGCGUCGAGCACUAGUACUUCUAAUUUAGUGUAAUAAUUUUAGUGUAUUGUAUGUUUUAAAAUUAAUGAUGGACAGUGAUCGGAUGACAAUUUGAAUUAUUUCGUCAUUCUCAUGAUGGUGAACUCGUUAUUAAUUAGUGUCUUUCCUUUAAAUUUUCUUAAGAUCAAAGUAGAUGUUAUGGUUUGUGAUUAUCGUGUAUACCUACUUUUUACAAUGGUUAUAUGUUAGUUUGUACGUUAGACUAUGUUUAUUUUAUUUAUUUGAGAUUAAAUAUUAAGAUCUAGUAUAAUA
Molecule: messenger RNA, 1199 nt
Organism: Cydia fagiglandana
Lineage: Eukaryota; Metazoa; Arthropoda; Insecta; Lepidoptera; Tortricidae
Gene: maf-S
Product: transcription factor MafK
Exons: 5
Coding region: 113-529 (138 amino acids)
Biological process (GO): regulation of transcription by RNA polymerase II
Cellular component (GO): nucleus
Molecular function (GO): DNA-binding transcription factor activity, RNA polymerase II-specific; RNA polymerase II cis-regulatory region sequence-specific DNA binding
Source: RefSeq, a predicted model, not a curated record